Messenger RNA from Mesocestoides corti, 492 nucleotides. NCBI's taxonomy places the organism in Eukaryota, Metazoa, Platyhelminthes, Cestoda, Cyclophyllidea, Mesocestoididae. The record is from the annotation of a GenBank genome assembly.
GUUUUCUUAAUGUUGUUCCAAUUGGUUCGUAUCCACCUCAAUGUCGGUAGAACUAAUCUGUAUAACCAAGAAGAAUUAGCCAUCGACUGGCGCCGAGUUUUCGCCUUCGGGUCUUCCUCCCUUGUCCUGGCCCCUACUGUCCAUUAUUGGUACAUUUAUCUGGACGGAAUUGUUGCUGGAUCCCAAGUGUCAAUAAUCUUUAAGAAGCUGGGCUACGACGCUGUGAUCUUUUCUCCAAUUUAUAUUUUUCUAUUUUACUGUUUCCAAAGCGCUUUUGAGGGGACCUGUUACGCUGACUGCUUCCAGAAGCUACGCGCCACCGGCCCCGUAUUGUGGACUCUUGAGUCUGUAAGCUGGAUCCCACUGCAGUUUAUCAACUUUCGAUUUGUUCCAUUAACAUACCGUGUCCUGUAUGAUAAUGUGGUUUCAUUCUCCUUUGAUACGUUGUACUCACUUGUGUAUCAUGCAGAUGAAAUCCCACCCACCAAUUGA